AUGGAAUUGCUUCCGGGUGAACUCUAAUGUGGUUCGGUGUGGAUUGGUGACUUGGAUAAAUUUGAGCAAAGUUGAAACCAAUUACUGCAUUUCAGUGGAUACACAUCACAGGAACAAUCCACCGAAUUAAAAAGACUUCAUUGUUUAGUAACUAAAAAGUAAAGCGAUGCCGGGGCUUAGUUGCAGGUUUUACCAGCACCGGUUCCCUGAGGUGGAGGAUGUCGUGAUGGUGAACGUGCGUUCCAUCGCUGAGAUGGGUGCCUAUGUCAGCUUACUAGAGUACAACAAUAUUGAGGGCAUGAUUCUGCUCAGUGAACUGUCCCGUCGACGUAUCCGUUCCAUCAACAAACUCAUCCGCAUCGGUCGCAAUGAGUGCGUGGUGGUCAUCCGAGUGGACAAGGAGAAAGGCUACAUUGACUUGUCCAAGAGAAGAGUGUCACCAGAGGAAGCAAUCAAGUGUGAGGACAAGUUUACCAAAUCUAAGACAGUGUACAGCAUCCUGCGGCACGUGGCGGAGGUUCUGGAGUACAGCAAGGACGAGCAGCUGGAGAGCCUGUACCAGAGAACCGCCUGGGUCUUUGACGAGAAGUACAAAAAACCUGGCUAUGGUGCCUACGAUGUCUUCAAGCAGGCUGUGUCGGACCCCGCAAUCCUUGAUGGACUGGACUUGACGGAAGAAGAGAGGAAAGUUCUCAUUGAUAACAUCAACAGGCGACUCACUCCCCAGGCUGUCAAAAUCAGAGCAGAUAUUGAAGUGGCAUGUUACGGGUAUGAGGGCAUUGAUGCAGUGAAGGAGGCUUUGAGAGCAGGACUCAACUGCUCCACAGAAGCCAUGCCAAUCAAGAUUAACCUGAUUGCACCACCGCGGUAUGUGAUGACCACAACUACGCUGGAGCGCACGGAAGGUCUGUCUGUGCUCAACCAGGCCAUGGCUGCCAUCAAGGAGAGGAUCGAGGAAAAGAGGGGCGUCUUCAACAUUCAGAUGGAGCCCAAGGUUGUGACUGAUACAGACGAGACCGAGCUUCAGAGACAGCUGGAACGUCUGGAGAGGGAGAAUGCAGAGGUGGACGGUGACGAUGAUGCAGAGGAGAUGGAGGCGAAGGCUGAAGACUGACCAAAGCGAACCGAAACAAAUGCGAUGCAAGAAACAUUUGGAGAGAAGGGGGACCUGCCCACCGCCCAACACACUCAUCGACCUUUCAAAAAUAAGAACUGAGUUUUUUUAUUCCAUGACCCAUUCUAGACCGACGUGAGAUUCACCUCAUAAACCACUUCAGGACAUCAGCAAAAUCCAGACAUACAUAUGCUAUUUGGAAAGAUUUGAUAGGAUAAUUUACUGCCCUUAGAUACAAGAUACAAGUAAACAUUACUCUACUCAACAGCAGUGGCCUUCACAGUGUUGUGUGUGCAAAAGUGAUCCUCGCAUCCUCACCUUCCUAUACAUGUGACCGUGAGAUGGGGAGGAUGUGAAGGGGUUUAAACUUCUGUUUAGACCAGCCUUCUGGCCCUAUAACGCAUUGUAAAAUCUGUGCAUGUAUAUAGGGGUGGUUUGCUCUUUUUUGCUCAUAUGAAUUCAAUAAAUAAAACAUUCGA
Molecule: messenger RNA, 1593 nt
Organism: Alosa sapidissima (American shad)
Lineage: Eukaryota; Metazoa; Chordata; Actinopteri; Clupeiformes; Clupeidae
Gene: eif2s1b
Product: eukaryotic translation initiation factor 2, subunit 1 alpha b
Exons: 8
Coding region: 167-1114 (315 amino acids)
Cellular component (GO): multi-eIF complex; eukaryotic translation initiation factor 2 complex; eukaryotic 48S preinitiation complex
Molecular function (GO): ribosome binding; translation initiation factor activity; RNA binding
Source: RefSeq, a predicted model, not a curated record